CUCAGCUCGAUCCAAGAAAUCAACCGGAUCAACCAGCGCGAGCUAGAGCUCGGCCUCACAGGCAAGGGAUCAUGGCACCAUCAGUACAGCGAUUCGGCGUAUGUCCACGUUGGUGGGCUGAGCUUUGAGAUGACGGAGGGGGAUGUGCUGGCGGUGAUGUCUCAAUGGGGUGAAAUUAUGGACAUCAACAUGCCCCGGGACAAGGAGACGGGCAAGCCCCGGGGUUUCGCUUUCAUCAUGUAUGAAGACCAACGGAGUACUGUGCUGGCGGUGGAUAAUAUGAAUGGGGCGUUGGUAUUGGGACGGAUGUUGAAGGUGGACCAUGUACACAAGUACGAGCAGCCAGGGAAGCGGGACGAGGAGGGCAAAUAUCAAAAACCGGAGGAACCGACGUAUAACGCCGUGCCGCCAGAACUUUCCGGUGAGUCUUCUCGUCUACUUCGGAGAGAAGAAGAUCCCAACUUUGACGCCGACGACCCAAUGGCCGCUUUCCUCCGAGAAGAGCGGAGGAAAAAUAAGCCAAAGAAGCUCAAGGAUGGGGAUAGCAAGGAGGCGAAGCGGCGCCGGAAGGAGGAGCGGAGGCGGAAGCGGGAGGAGAAGGAGCGGAAGAGG
This is a messenger RNA of Dioszegia hungarica, 612 nucleotides long. RefSeq lists its product as uncharacterized. Gene Ontology annotation, cellular component: precatalytic spliceosome; U2 snRNP; catalytic step 2 spliceosome. The transcript is spliced from 4 exons. The record is from RefSeq and is a predicted model, not a curated record. Lineage: Eukaryota; Fungi; Basidiomycota; Tremellomycetes; Tremellales; Bulleribasidiaceae. The annotation marks the transcript as partial. Gene Ontology annotation, molecular function: RNA binding. Gene Ontology annotation, biological process: mRNA splicing, via spliceosome.